AUGUCCACCGAAGAUUUCAAGGCAGCUGUGAAAGCAGGGAACCUUGCCAGAGCCAUCUCCAUAGCCCAGGAGAUCAUGAAUCGCAGAUUUGCCGUUGCUGUCAUUGGAAAGGCUGGCUCUGGUGCAUCAUCCUUUGUCAACGCAAUCAGGGAUCUGAAGAAUGAUGAUACAGGAGCUGCCCAAAUUGCAUGGGUGGGGAACAGGACAAACAGAUCGCCUACCUCUUACAGACAUCCUAGAUACCCUAAAUUGUACUUUUGGGACAUGCCAGAGAUCUCACGUUCAGAUUUUAAAGCAGACAAGUAUCUUGAGCAGGUAGGCUUUGACCCAUAUGACCUUUUCAUCAUAAUUGCCUCUGAGCGUUUCAUAAACAUCCAUACUGAACUCGCUAAGGAAAUUCAGAGGAGGGGGAAAAGCUUUUACUUUGUACGCUCCAAAGUGGACAACGAUGUGUUAGCUGAAAUGGCUGAAGAGAGCGCCCUGCAAACGAUCCGAGAGGAAUGCAAAGAGCGCCUGCAAAUAGGGGGUCUGACUGACCACCAGGUUUUUCUCAUAUCCAGCAGUAGACCUUGCUGUUAUGAUUUUCCACUCCUGAAAGAAACUUUAUUCAACAAAAUCGUCAGUCAGGAGAGAGAGAAAUUAUUGAGCAUCUCACGGUCCACUCUGCAAGAGAAAAAAGCAGAAAAAUGGGUGGCUACAAUUGGAACAAGCUUCCUGACGGGCGGGUUUGCUGUUGCUGCUUUGCUGGGUCCCUUUGAUUAUGCUGAUUCUUUCAUCAUGACAAAUUUCAUAAAAGAUUAUUACAAAGAUUUUGGCCUGGAUGACGACUCCCUCUCUACUCUCGCUGGGCAGGUUGGGAAGGAUGUCAAAGACCUGAAGGCUGUGAUGACAUGUCCACAGGCCUCAGCAAUAACACCCAUUUAUAUAUGUGACCUGCUGCGUAACUUUACUCCUAUGGCUGCUAACGUUAUCCGGUGGAUACCAGUGAUAGGUGCAAGUUUUUCGAUUGGAAGAACACACGGUGUGCUUCAAUACCUUUUGGAUUCCAUAGCUGAAAGUACCUUCAGAGUUCUGAAGGAGGCUCUGGAGGGAGAAGGGAGAAAGUCAAAGUAA
Messenger RNA from Terrapene triunguis (Three-toed box turtle), 1113 nucleotides. RefSeq names its product interferon-inducible GTPase 5-like. Lineage: Eukaryota; Metazoa; Chordata; Testudines; Emydidae. The record is from RefSeq and is a predicted model, not a curated record. The transcript has a single exon. Gene Ontology annotation, molecular function: GTP binding. Bases 1 to 1113 code for a protein of 370 amino acids. Gene Ontology annotation, cellular component: membrane.